Chionomys nivalis (European snow vole) is the source of this 2904-nucleotide messenger RNA. RefSeq names its product zinc finger protein 14-like. Lineage: Eukaryota; Metazoa; Chordata; Mammalia; Rodentia; Cricetidae. Gene Ontology annotation, biological process: regulation of cytokine production; regulation of immune system process; negative regulation of transcription by RNA polymerase II. The record is from RefSeq and is a predicted model, not a curated record. Bases 61 to 2301 code for a protein of 746 amino acids. The transcript has 4 exons.
GUGCGUUCUGUUAACUGCGGACUUCUUUGGGAGGACACUUAGACACAUCAGAAGCACACAAUGGAACCAGUGGCCUUUGUGGAUGUAGCUGUGUUCUUCACUGUAGAAGAGUGGACGAUGUUGGAUGAUAGGCAAAAGAAACUCUACAGAGAUGUGAUGAAGGAAACAUUUUUGAACCUGCUCUCCACAGAGGAAACACUAGAAGAAAAUAUUGAAGAGGACCACAGAGAUCUCAGCCGAAAUUUGGGAACUCAAGUGGUUGAAAAAGACUGUGGAUAUCAGCGUGAUACUCAAGUGGUUGAGAAAGACUGUGGAUAUCAGCGUGAUACUCAAGUGGUUGAGAAAGACUGUGGAUAUCAGCGUGAUACUCAAGUGGUUGAGAAAGACUGUGGAUAUCAGCGUGAUACUCAAGUGGUUGAGAAAGACUGUGGAUAUCAGCGUGAUACUCAAGUGGUUGAGAAAGACUGUGGAUAUCAGCGUGAUACUCAAGUGGUUGAGAAAGACUGUGGAUAUCAGCGUGAUACUCAAGUGGUUGAGAAAGACUGUGGAUAUCAGCGUGAUACUCAAGUGGUUGAGAAAGACUGUGGAUAUCAGCGUGAUACUCAAGUGGUUGAGAAAGACUGUGGAUAUCAGCGUGAUACUCAAGUGGUUGAGAAAGACUGUGGAUAUCAGCGUGAUACUCAAGUGGUUGAGAAAGACUGUGGAUAUCAGCGUGAUACUCAAGUGGUUGAGAAAGACUGUGGAUAUCAGCGUGAUACUCAAGUGGUUGAGAAAGACUGUGGAUAUCAGCGUGAUACUCAAGUGGUUGAGAAAGACUGUGGAUAUCAGCGUGAUACUGAGUGUGAUGAAAACCAGGAAUCUACUCCAGAGAAUAUGGUUAAUAAUGACGUGCCUCCUGCAAAAACAGUACAUGAAAACAGAUUACAUGAAAGGAACGUCAUUGAUCAUUCAUCCUUACAAGUUUAUCAAAGAGACCAAAGUAGAAGCAAUGAAUUUCAAUGUCAGGAAGCUGUGGUGAAGUCUUUUAAACCAACGAAACAUUGGAAAGAUAUCAGUCAUUCUGAAUCACUUCAGGUACUUGAAACCUCUCCUAAAGACAAACCUUAUAAAGACCAACAAUGUAAUGAAGCCUGCAGGAGUCUUCCUUCUGAUCAGCCUCAGGAGAGAACUUACACUGGAGAUAAACUCAGUGAGAACAUCUUAAAGAGAUGUACACGUGACCGGAAAGAUCACGGAAUCCAUACAGGAGUGAAACCCUUUGUGUGUAAGCAUUGUGAAGAAGCUUUCAUUGAUUCCAGUGACCCCGUCAACCAUGAAAAAAGUCAUCUUGGAGAGAGAAGUUACAUUUGUAAGCAACGUGAGAAAACGUGUUUUGAGAAACAUGAAGUAACUCACAGAGAAGUAAAGCCUUAUGAAUGUAAGCAUUGUGGAAAAGCUUUCACCUGUUUUAGUAAUUAUAACAUUCACGAAAGAAGUCACUGUGCUGAGAAGCCUUCUGCACGUAAGCAUUGUGAAAAAACCUUCACCAGUUCCAAUUCUUGUAACACUCAUGAAAGAAUCCACACUAGAGAGAAAUUGUACACAUGUAAACAUUGUGACAAAACCUUCGCCACUUUGAGUUCUCAUGACACUCAUGAAAGAGUUCACACUGGAGAGAAGCCUUGUGCAUGUAAGCACUGUGGGAAAACCUUCACCAUUCCCAGUCUGCAUAACUGCCACGAACGAAAUCAUAAUGUAAAGCCUUCUUAUGCCAGUAAACAUUGUGGAAAGGCUUUCAACAGUUCCAAGCACUGUAAUAUUCAUGAAAGAACUCACACGGGAGAGAAGACUUAUGCAUGUAAACAUUGUGGGAAAGUCUUCAGCACUUCUUAUUAUCGUAACAUUCAUGAAAGGAUUCAUACUGGAGAGAAGCCUUACUCGUGUGAGCACUGUGGAAAAGCCUUUACCCGCUCCAUUUAUCUUAAGAGACAUGAAAUCAUUCACACUGGAGAUAAGCCUUAUGCAUGUAAGCAUUGCGGGAAAAGCUUCUCCACCUCGUAUUAUCGUAACCUUCAUGAAAGAAUUCACUCUGGAAAGAAGCCUUAUGCAUGUCAGCAUUGUGGGAAAGCCUUCAAGAGUUCUUCUCAUCAAAAGAGACAUGAAAGAAUUCAUUCUGGAAAGAAGCCUUAUGCAUGUCAGCAUUGUGGGAAAGCCUUCAGGAGUUCUUCUAAUCAAAAGAGACAUGAAAGAAUUCACUCUGAAAAGCUUUAUGUACGUAAUCAUUGUGGAAACGGCUUGACUAGUUCUACAUACCAUUCAUGAAAAGAGUUCAUACUGGUGAGAAACCUUGUGUGUGUAUUCUUGUGGCAAAACCUUUGCCAUUUUGAGUUCCUGUCAUAAUCAUAAAAGAAUUCACAUGUAAGCAUUAUGGAAAAACCUUCGCCCGAUCCAGUUAUCAUAACAUUCAUGAAAGGAGUCACAGUGGAGAGAAACCUUGUGCAUCUAAGCAUCGUUGAAAAAACCCUCACUUCCAGUUGGCAAAUGGAUGUAAGGCAAAUGGAUGUAAGCAUUGUGGGAAAGAAACCUUAUGCAUAUAAGCACUGUGGAAAAGCCUUCCCCAGUUCCAGUUGGUGUAAUGCUCAUGAAAGAUUAGAAGAUGCCAUACAUCUGUGAUCAUGUGGAAAAGCCUUUAGCAAUCAUAGUUCUGAUUAUAUCCAUAAAAGAAUUUUAUAGUGGUGGAAAACUUUGAAAUGGAUGUGAAAAAUCAAUUUAUAGUGUUCAGAAACAUCUUCCGUACAGCCAGAAUAUGCCUGCAUUUCUGUUUCACAUCCCUAUACAACCCGUGUGAUCUCACAGUGACAAGAAGUGCGGUGGGUAGCACUUCUACCAGCGUGAGUAUGCGGUGCUGCAGCGUGAGUAUGCGGU